Molecule: messenger RNA, 1244 nt
Organism: Paramecium octaurelia
Lineage: Eukaryota; Ciliophora; Oligohymenophorea; Peniculida; Parameciidae
Source: the annotation of a GenBank genome assembly
AUGAGCAUCACUUAACAGGAAGGCAACCCUUUAUUGAAGGAUUUGGAGAGAAUUAGAAAAAAAACUAAGAUUUCUAAUAAAGUAAUAAAUGGUUAGCUUGAUCAAAUCAUUACAGAAAUUGAGGAAGCUAAAACAAACAAUGACUUUUCUUAAUUAAAAGAUAAAUUACAAGUAUAAUAUUUAUUAAGGAAGAAUGAAAAACCAUUGACAAAAAUAAAAUAAACAAAUAAUGACUGCUAUGCAUAUAUUUCGAAGUUAGGAAAAAACAUGGAUAAGGUUUACAAAAAAAAUUUACAAUAUGGAUAAGAACAUGUUGAGUUGGAUUAGAAUGUUCUUACAGAAGUUAGAAUUUAAAAUUAUAACUUUAGUUAAUAAAGACUCAUCUACUUAGAGAUGGCGAGUUUGAGGCUUAUGAGACUUUAGUAAACGAAUCAGGUUCAGUGGACUCUAAUUUCCAUCAAUUUUUUACUGAAGCUCAGAGUAUCGUGAAAGAUUUAAAAGAAAAAAAAUUAGAUUCAGCUAUUUAAUGGGCAGAAAGUAGAGAAAAGAAAUCUGUUAAUAAUCUUCUUUAUGAGUUAUUGAAACAAAGAGUAAUUUUAAGAGCUCUAUAUUUUAGGUGAUAUAAUUAGUAUAAACUGAAGGUAUUAAUGCAGCCAUCAAUUUUAUGAGAAAUAGCACUUCAUUUUAAGAAUAAAGUUAAGGCAGAUUAUAUGAAAUAUGCUUAAUUACUUAUUCAUUAUUGAUAUGGCCAAAUGUUGAAAAUACCAAAUACUUCUAUUUAUAUGAUAAUGAAAGAAACUGGCCCAGGGUUCUGAAUCUAUUUUUAGAAGUUGCAGCUAAAUCUUAAAGUAUAAACAAACUUAAUAAUAGAUAUUUUAACUAAAUCAGAAAUUAGAACUGUAUUUUCAGCUGGUUGCUUAGCCAUGCCUAAAUUAAUUAAAUAUAACUAAAUCACAAGAAGUAAUAAUUUAGAAUAAUUAAUAGAUAGAUCUUCUGAAGUUCUUACGAAUGACAUCCCUAUAGAUAUUGAAAUUGGGAAAGAAUAUAAAUAUCAUUCAUUCUUCGUAUGCCCUGUUUCUAGAGAAGUGACAACUUCUGAUAAUCCUCCAGUACUAUUAAAAUGCGGACAUGCCAUUUCUAAAUUAUCUGCUCAUAAAAUGAUUGCAAACAAAUAAAAAUUUAAAUGUCCAACUUGUCCAGUUGAAACCAAAGGAGUAGAUUUACCUGAACUAAUAUUUAUUUGA